AUGCAUCAUAGUGAAUGGGAAGACAUUUACCAUACAAACGAACCACAAUCAAACACAACAAAUCAGAAAUAUAACGUAAAUUCAGGUGAUUUUUAUGCAAAUAAAGUAGUUUUCCAUAGCUUAGGAGAUUCCGGUGUAAUAUACUUAGAUUUUGCCAAUGGGAACUCUUUAAUAUCUUCUUGUACGUUUUUAAAUUCCUCUAACACAGGAGAUCAACAAGGAGGUUCAAUUACAAUUAAGAAUUGUCAAAGUGCUCUUCGAAAAGUAUGCAGUAUUGGAUCUAAAUCUACAGCUGGUAAUGGUGGUAGAUUUUCUCGGAUUGAAGUUGCAAAUGAUGCAAAUAGUUUAAAUUAUUAUUCAGAAAUGUCCAUAUUUAACAAUAAUCAAGGUUAUAUUUCUGGAUAUAAUGGGAUAUAUAUCCUCAAUGGAAGAAUUUCUUUCACCAAAAAUAAUUUAACUAAAAAUUCCUGUAAAUAUAAUUCAGCCAUUGGCAUUGAAUCUACACAUGGAAAGGUGAAUUAUUCUUUCUUUGAUGAUAACAAAUCAGAUUCUAGACUUAUUAUGCAAAUAUUUCAAGAAAUUCACUACAAUAGCUUAAUAAUUUCGAAUAACACAGUAAAAAUAGUUGAUUACCGUUUUCCAGAAAUGAUUGAUUGCAGUGAAGGGAAAAGUUUUUUUGAAAAUUGCUAUUUUGUUAAUAAUAAUCAAGGGCCAAAUUAUUUAUUUGGAGCAUUCUCAGCUACAAUAGCGCUCUCAAAAUGCUUGAUAGUUUCAAAUAAUACAAAAAUUCAUUCAGGACCUGGAACAUUUAAGACUGAAUGCCCACAACAACCAGAGAUUGUAUUAGACCUAUAUUCAACAGAAUGUUGCCCAGGGAAUGUUUAUCAAAUUUAUUCUAAUAUUAUUACAGCCUCAAAAAUUUACUCAUCAUUUAUGAGUAAUCUAAAUGAUGCUCUUCAAUCAUAA
This is a messenger RNA of Trichomonas vaginalis G3, 966 nucleotides long. RefSeq lists its product as uncharacterized. The coding region runs from base 1 to 966 and encodes 321 amino acids. The record is from RefSeq and is a predicted model, not a curated record. The transcript has a single exon. Lineage: Eukaryota; Parabasalia; Trichomonadida; Trichomonadidae.